CACCGUUUCUUCAAACUCGAGAUUACUUUCAACCUGUUUAUAUUAACCAUAAGUUAAAGAAAUUAAUGGAGAACAGAAUGCUGUCUAGGAACCACCUGACCAGCCUAUCCAGCUUUGUAUACACCUAUCAUUAGACGUAGCUGUACUGCUGCUAUUCACAGUGGAACCAUUUCUUGUUCAGUUAAGAAGGCGACAUACCGGCAUAUUGAUCAUGGCACCACAGCGAUUCAAUGCGGCUGCUCGCUGAUUUUACCAUUAUAAUUGGUUUCUACGAGUAUUAAUAUACCAUACGCAUGGAAUAUUCGUGAGUUCGUAAUAUAAAUUGAUGGUCAUGUGUUAACAGGGGGUUUGACAGUCCAAACUUUGGACAUCAUUCUGUACAUCAACUGAUUUCAAUCUAGAAGGUUUAAAAACAAUGACAUAGCGGGAAAAGUUUGAAAAGCAAGUUAAAGACUUUUUGAAAACCAUGGGUUGUAUAAAUGCCAAAAAACGAAGAAAGGAGGCCUUGCGACAAGGACUUGAAAUUUCAUCAUCGAAAAGAAAAACUUACUUGAAGACCAACGAGGAAUCAGCAAACGGUUCGCCCUUCCACAGCCGGGACCCUGUCCCUCCAAUACCCAACCUAACGGAGAGACAAAAGGAGCUGAUCAUGCAAUCCUGGCAAAAAAUACAGGAAGAUAUGUCAAAAGUAGGCGUUGUCAUGUUUAUGAGGUUGUUCGAAACACAUCCGGAUGUUCAAGACGUGUUCAUGCCAUUCAAAGGUUUGUCACAAGACGAUCUCCGGCACAGUUCACAACUUAGAGAGCAUGCAUUGAGGGUUAUGGGAACAGUUGAAAAAUGCCUGGCAAGAAUCAAUGAACCUAAAAAAAUGGAAGAAAUGCUGCAUGACUUGGGGACAAGACACGUGAUGUACAGCGCCAAAGUGGAUUAUGUUGACUUAAUUGGUCCGCAGUUUAUUUGGGCAAUGCAGCCGGCACUGCAGGAUCAAUGGAACACUGAAUUGGAGGAAGCGUGGUCUGAUUUGUUUAAGAUGAUGGCGCACGUCAUGAAAAACGCCAUGCAGUUCUAAUUUGUAUCAGGAUCUAACCUACCAGUGCCUAUUAUUCGUUCACCAAAGUUCCAGAUGGGCUUAACAGACUGUACAUAGUAAUAUUUUAUAGAACAGUUUGUUUUCUUGACACUGUAAAAUGAACGAGUAGCAAGGGACGUCUCAUGCUUGGUCUAAACCUUAACCAUAUAUUACAUUUAAAAUUUUAAUAAAUGUUGUUCAUAUGUUAUGUUAAA
Molecule: messenger RNA, 1284 nt
Organism: Saccostrea cuccullata (small rock oyster)
Lineage: Eukaryota; Metazoa; Mollusca; Bivalvia; Ostreida; Ostreidae
Product: neuroglobin-like
Exons: 3
Coding region: 467-1069 (200 amino acids)
Biological process (GO): oxygen transport; response to hypoxia
Molecular function (GO): heme binding; oxygen binding; oxygen carrier activity
Source: RefSeq, a predicted model, not a curated record